AUGUUGUAUUCGAGUGUUGAAGAUUAUAGUUUGUUUGAGAACAACCUCGUUUUUUGGAAUGAAACUGGAGACGGCGACGAGUCACGUGGUAAGGGGACGGUGUCGAUGAGCGGCGGAGGAGGCGGCGGAGCACGAGCGGACGUGGAUGGGGCCGGUGAGGGGGGAACGGUUGGAGGCCCAGCAGCUGGGGAGGUUGUUGGGGACGGUACGAGUUUGGGUCAGGCGGGGGUGGAUCAGCUGGUGAACCUUGGGUAUCCCACCACAAGAGGAAAUGCGGGUGGAGGUGCUGGUGCUGGUGGAGGUGCCGAUGCAGUCGAGGAAUCCAACUCGUCGGUUUUCUCGUACUCCAGCAUGUCUACCGGGGGCGGAGGAGCAGUGUUCGGUGGUAUAUUUUACGAUGCGGACUUCUUCUCGACGAGCUUGCGGAACCUGAUGUUGACAAGGACACCGUCGUUCGAGGAACAGAUGCUGCAAUCGAUGGAGUCGACCAACGUCGCGGCGUUGCUGACGCCCAACGUGGACCCUGUGAUGUCUUACUCCAGCUAUACGGAUCUCUCGCAAUUGCCGAUUUACGAGCAAGAGCAGGCCUCUCCCAUGUCGUUUCCCACGACGUUGAGAUCCCAGCAGGGCAUGGAAAGCCCGCUGGCUGGCGGGCUGCGUGCUGUACGAGUGAUGGGUGAUGACGGUGGGGAGGACAGUGAGAGGGAUGGACUAAUAAGACCAGUGAGUGGGGGGGCAGGAGUGGUAGGAGGCAGGGGCGCCCUUUACGGGAAACAGACUGUUGUCAGCGGCAGGAAUAGCACUAGUAGCCAGGACAGCAGUUGCAAUGACCAUUAUGCGGACGUAGACGGCGAGGAUGAGGACGAGGAUGAGGAUGAGGACAACAGCGAGUAUGGCGGGGAGUCGCACGAUAAAGUGCCCAGGCAAAGACGCUGUUCCAGACGGUCCACCAGCUCUCCCAGCACGGCGUUAUGCAACAACAAGAAGGUGUCCGAUUCGCGGCUUUCAGCACAGGGGCUCGCUGAGGUGUUAAAGUUGGCAUCAGCUGAGGAGGCGCUGCGCCGUGAGAGGUUUGUUCUCGAUAUUCUAGAAAACGAACUGCACUACCCGCUUGGCUACAAAACGUGGGUCCGCGAUACUUCGAAAGAGUACCGUAGCCAGCUCCUGGAUCUUCUCCACGAGCGGGUGAAGGUCAAGUACCCUGAGUACGACAAGCCCGUGCUGGAGACCAUUAUAAGGCGCGCCACCUACUAUAUGAUGCAGUCGAGGUUGAGAAGAGAGCGCAGAGCGAAGGCAAAGGCAAAAAGAGACAGCGUCUCGAGCUUUUCCGCAGAAUUGAAGGAGACUGCCAAUGCCGCUGCCUCGUCUAGUUCUGCUUCUUCCGCUUCUUCGUCUGGAGCCACAGCAGUGUCUGAUUCAACCGCUCCUACUGAUGCCCUUCGAACUAAGGUAUCUACUAUUUUCGCUUCCAAUGGUUACGGAAGUGCGUCCUUUAUGUUGUGA
Molecule: messenger RNA, 1503 nt
Organism: Eremothecium cymbalariae DBVPG#7215
Lineage: Eukaryota; Fungi; Ascomycota; Saccharomycetes; Saccharomycetales; Saccharomycetaceae
Exons: 1
Coding region: 1-1503 (500 amino acids)
Source: RefSeq, a predicted model, not a curated record